Messenger RNA from Ciona intestinalis (vase tunicate), 1219 nucleotides. The record is from RefSeq and is a predicted model, not a curated record. NCBI's taxonomy places the organism in Eukaryota, Metazoa, Chordata, Ascidiacea, Phlebobranchia, Cionidae.
GUGAUGGUGAAACCUGGGUACGGACAAGACGUAAUGACGAACAGAGAAACUGAAGAUCAAACAUUGGAUGUAGGACUUGGUUUUCCUCCCACAAUUACAAGGAUGCCUCUUCCAGGGUUGCCAAUCCCGUUCACAUCCUCAACCAUAGAAACCCCAAAAACAUUUGGAUAUAUUCCGAAACCUACGAACAGCGGUGGCGCUGUGGAGCUACCGGUAAAAGUCGAUCAUGGAUUGGUUGCGAAACACGUUGUCAGCGUUGGAUGUUUCACACGGGAGCAUUUGCACCAUCUGUUCAACGUCGCGCAUACGCUGAGAGUUGCCGUGAAACGCGAACGCGCAUUGGACCACAUGUUAAAAGGUAAGGUGUUGGCCACGAUGUUCAACGAAGCAAGCACUCGUACCAUCUGUUCAUUUCAAGCAGCUAUGCUUAGGUUAGGCGGGUCCGUAAUAUCGAGCGAUAAAAAAACAUCGUCUAGUAAAAAAGGAGAAACCCUUGCAGAUGCUGUGCGCGUGUUGUCUGGUUAUUCUGACGUGGUGGUUCUGCGACAUCCAACACCUGGUGUCGUGGCGUCUGCUUCAAGGUUCAGUCGUUGUCCGUUGAUUAGUGGGGGGGAUGGGGACGGUGAACAUCCGACACAAGCUUUGUUAGAUGUCUUUACUAUAAGGGAGGAACUUGGAACGGUUAAUGGGAUGACGGUUACGAUGGUGGGAGAUCUGAAACAUGGUAGAACUGUUCAUUCAUUGGCAAAGUUACUUACAUUAUAUCGAGUUAGUUUGCGAUAUGUUUCACCUGAGGAACUGUCCAUGCCACAACAAGUUGUAGAUUAUGUAGCAAGGUGUGGUAUCCCACAAUCUACAUUCAAAUCUAUUGAAGAUGCCAUUGCAGACACAGAUGUUUUGUAUAUGACAAGAAUGCAAAAGGAAAGAUAUUCAAAUCCAGAUGAUUUUAAUGAAGUGAUGACAAAUAACUUUGUGUUGACCCCUCAUAUAAUGACAAGAGCCAAACAACGAAUGGUUGUCUUACAUCCGCUGCCGAGAAAUAAUGAGAUUGUGGAGUCUGUUGAUAGUGAUCCAAGAGCAACUUAUUUUAGACAAGCAGAGAAUGGAAUGUAUCUGAGAAUGGCUUUGUUAUGCAUGGUUCUCGGAAAAUGUUGAUAUCAUCAAUACUAUUUGUACACAAUUGUGAAUAUGCUGUAAUAAAACUGCCUCAAUAACCAAA